CAUCAGCCGUACCCGUUCGAGCAGCUCAGGCCUCAGGCAGCCAGCAAGCGUCAACGUACCGAACAGUCCACCCCUCACACGUACACUGAACUACUGAAGGAACGAGUGGUGAAAAAGAGAGCUGAGCUUCGGAUCGAAUCGCUCUGCCCUUAUUUUAGAGACCCCAAGAGAGCUGAGCUACCUAGCAAUGGGGAGGUCUCCCUGCUGCGAGAAGCUUGGGCUCAACAGGGGGCCAUGGACGGCGGAGGAAGACAGUAUCCUCGUCGCCCACAUCGAGCAGGACGGCCACAGCAACUGGCGGGCGCUGCCGAAGCAGGCCGGGCUGCUGCGCUGCGGCAAGAGCUGCCGCCUCCGGUGGAUCAACUACCUCCGCCCGGACGUCAAGCGCGGCAACUUCACCAUCGAGGAGGAAGACGCCAUCAUCCAGCUCCACGCCAUGCUCGGCAACAGAUGGUCCAUGAUCGCGGCGAGGCUGCCUGGGAGGACGGAUAACGAGAUCAAGAAUGUCUGGCACACGCACCUCAAGAAGCGACUCGAAUCCUCCGCUGCGCCCAAGCGCAAGGCCAAGAAGCAUGCGGCUGUGACGACGUCCGUGAUUACACACGAUGGUCCGACCUCCGCGCCAGUACUGCCGGAGGAACACAUCUCGUCGUCCGCCACUGGCUACUCGAUGGCGAGCUCGUCGUUGGAGACCACUGAAAGCUUUAGCCCAGACUCGCACGAGUUUCAGAUCGACGACAGUUUCUGGUCGGAGACACUGGCAUUGACGGUGGGCAGCAGCUCCGGUGCCGGCAUGGAAGCCGGCGACCCGUUCGGUGCAGACAGUGCUUCGCCGACGUCGAGCAAUGACGAGAUGGACUUCUGGGUUAGAUUAUUCAUGCAGGCUAGUGACUUGUCUCAGAUUUAGGGAGAGGAGAGGAGAGGACUGGCCCCGUUGGCAUUCCUCUUGCUACCAGCUUAUGCACGUGGGAACAAGCGUGCGGGUUUGGCUCGGCUAAACGAUGAGGCCAAGCACUGCAAGUUCGCGGUAAACGCAGAGCGUGCGCGGCGAAACAGCUGCGACCAUUUGGCUUAAACGCAGAGUGUAUUUUUUUACCCGAGGGACAAAUAAUGAACAUAUUUGAGCGUUAAAAUCUUCUCUCGAUCGAGUUCAUCUCUAUUUUAUACAAAAAAAACAUAAUAUAUCUAAAAUAGCGACUAGUUGAUCCACAUGUACUUAAA
Messenger RNA from Lolium perenne, 1221 nucleotides. RefSeq names its product transcription factor MYB30-like. Lineage: Eukaryota; Viridiplantae; Streptophyta; Magnoliopsida; Poales; Poaceae. The record is from RefSeq and is a predicted model, not a curated record.